CUAAUACAAUAUAAACUCUUAUGAACAUAUGAAAGCUGUUAGCAAACAUUGGAAUAUUUACACAAUUGCGCGCCGGCCUUUACCUGCGUUUACACUUCACUCACCUUAAAUAUGAACAGCAAUUAUCAUGAUAUCCAAAACUACAACUACACGUGCAUAGAAAAGUAUGCUGCAGACUUUUGGCGAUUCACAGUUGGAGCAGCACUGAACUUUGUGCGGCUUUACGAUAACACCAAAGCGCACCGACUAAACGUGAACAAGCCAGCGAUGUAUCAAUGUCAUAUUAACCAAAUAAGCCCUAUGCCUUGGACCUUAUUAUUAUUUUUGCAGUAUCAAGUUGGCGGCGAACCCAAACAGAUGCCAAAACCAUGAAAAUUAUAUACAUAACUUUGCUGCUUUUUGAAUUGCUGCACCAGCAGCAGGCGGAGACAUCGCGAAGUCUGACGAGUUUGACGGAUUAUUUGGAGCAUAACGAUUUGGCUGCUUCGGGCAAUACGAAACAAUGCUUUGCCAGCUAUUUGCCAAAGCUGGAACAGGUGGGCAGUGUCUGGUCAACGGCAUACAGUGACUGCCAACAGCAGGCGGCAACAGGACGUGAUACGCUAUUCAGCCAGCUGGAUGGCGUGCAGCUGCAGAUACGUAACGCAGCAUUGCGCAUAGACAGCUACAUUGGCAACUGCUUGAACAUCACGAAUGUGCUGGAUUACUUUGAGUGCUUUGCCAAGCUGUCCAAACAGCAGCUCUUGACGAUGUAUAACAUCUCGUUUAAUGCCUCGGAAAAUGCUCUGAGUAUUACUCAGCAGCUGAAUGGCAUUGACGAGCAGCGUUAUCUCUGCACGAAUCGCACGGAGCGUAGCUAUGUCCUGGGCACAGCGCAGAUACUAGAUGCACUGGACCAAUGUCUGCAGGAUGCUGCGAAGGUGGCCUAGACCACAGAUGAAAGUCUCUUUCAAAAUGCUUUACUAAUAUCUAUAUUCGGUUUUGAUGCUUCCAUAUAUAUAUUUAUGUAUAUUGAUCGAUC
Messenger RNA from Drosophila hydei, 1021 nucleotides. RefSeq lists its product as uncharacterized. Lineage: Eukaryota; Metazoa; Arthropoda; Insecta; Diptera; Drosophilidae. The transcript has 3 exons. The record is from RefSeq and is a predicted model, not a curated record. Bases 369 to 929 code for a protein of 186 amino acids.